AUGUUAUUCAUUUCAAUUUUAUCACUUUAUAUUUUCUCAUUAACUCAAGCAGCAGAUAAUUGGGCUACUUAUCCACAAAUUCCAAAAACUGCAUCAAUAAAUGGUUUUGCUGAUCCCAUAAUUGAUGUUUUACCAGAUUGUGCAAAAGAUUGUGUUAAAUUUAGUACAAGUAAUACCCCUUGUCCUUAUUGGGAUACUGGUUGUUUCUGUGUUAUGCCUCAAUGGUCAGGUUUAGUUGGUCAAUGUAUUGCUCAAAAUUGUCAAGGAGAAGAUGUUCAAAGUGCAAGAUAUAUUGCUACUUCAUUAUGUUCAACUGUUGGAGCUAAUACUUGGAUGAUGCCUGCUUCAAUUUCAACAAUGUUAGAAACUGCUGCUGGAAAUGCAAGAGAAGUAACUACAUUAACAGAUAAAACUGCUAUGCAAUGGGUUAUUGGUUCAGGAAGUUCAGAUACUAAUCUUGCAAGUUCAACUGAUUCUGCUUCUUCAAAUUCAAAUUCUGGAUCUGGUUCAGCUGCUGCUACUUCAACAGAAAAUUCAUCUUCUGCUAGUAACACUGGAUCUUCUUCAACAAGUGCUACUACAAAUACUUCAUCAACUUCAAAUUUGGCAAUUUUACAAACAGGUAGUGUUGGAACAGUUAUUUUAGGAUUUUUAGUAAGUUUAUUUUUUUAA
Molecule: messenger RNA, 672 nt
Organism: Lodderomyces pseudojiufengensis
Lineage: Eukaryota; Fungi; Ascomycota; Pichiomycetes; Serinales; Debaryomycetaceae
Gene: PGA7
Product: Pga7p
Exons: 1
Coding region: 1-672 (223 amino acids)
Source: RefSeq, a predicted model, not a curated record